AAGUUUAUUCCUAGAGUGACGCAAAAGUCGAAAAGUCUUUAAAAAGCCCAAAUGGCUUAAAUGAAAAGCACUUUGUCUGGUUUCUGUGGAUCUUCAUUCCCCUCUUCUUCUUCUACAAACCUCCUUACUUGUAAAUCAUAGUAAAAUAAGUAAAAUUUGACCAAAGCUUUUUUUAAUGUUUUUCUCUCAAGCAAAAACAAGAGUCUAGGUGAAAUUUUAUAUUCUGUUUAUCUCCACAAUAUAUUUCCCGCCAAAUUUAUUAGAUCAAUGAGCCAGCAGAACACCAGACGGGGCGUUUCAGGUUCUGGAGGGAGAUCUUCACUUCCAAAUAGUGGUGCUUUUCACCGUCAAAGACGCGAUGGAGUGAAUAAGCCUCUUGCCAAUGAUUCGUCUGGCAGUAAGGAUGGAGUGUCCCAAGGUAGAGGGAAAUAUUUGCAUAAUAAGUCCCAAGGUCGUGGUUCAAGGCAGUUCAGUGGUAAACCUGGCUUGAAAUAUGUGUACCGACAGAAGUCACCUGCAACUGAUGUUAAUCUGAAUUCUCUGGAGGGUGGGGAUAGUCAAUUGAGACAGACAGAAUGCUUUGUGGCUUCAGACUUGGAAAGUGAGAAUGUUUUUGAUUUUUCUUCUGAUUCUAAGACUCCUAUGCCUGAUAUUAUUCCAAAUUUACCCAUGGCUGAGGGAAUUCAUAUGAAACAACUGGAGAGCUUUCCAUUACUAGAUUCGGUUAGUGCAGUAAAUCUUCCUUCAGCCCCUUUGCACUCUGAUUCUAGGAACAUUCAUCUGGAUAUGACUAGUAUGCAGAUCAAAGAAACCCUGGAAGAGGAGAGAGAAGGAACUGCAGCUAUGAAUAAUGAUUUCUCAUCCCCAGGCGAGGUAAAAGAUGAAUUGGUGGGAAAGGAGCCCUUGCUACCUGCCAAAACUGAUAUUCAAGAACAGGCUUUCCGAGGAAAAGAUGUCAAGAAUUUUGUCGGCAUUGGAGGUUCAGGGCAUUCUGUGCCGCGGGCAGUGGUGUGUUGCUUUGAUAUUUGUCCACCUAAGACUGGAACUCCUAUUUUGCUUAAGCCUUCAUUACUUGUUACAAAUAGACAAAAACGAAAUCAAGUCAAGCUCGACACAGAAGGUCCAACCAGAAUUGCAUUGAGGUCUGGGAUGGUAUUACUGAAGAAUUAUUUAUUCACCAGUGAUCAGGUCAAAAUAGUAAAAGAAUGCCGAAACCUAGGGCUGGGGCCUGGAGGUUUCUACCAACCUGGUUAUCGUGGUGGAGCAACAUUGCAUCUAAAUAUGAUGUGCCUUGGUAAAAAUUGGGAUCCUCAGAAAAGAGUAUAUGAAGAUAUUCGGAGCAUAGAUGGUGCUAAACCGCCCAUUAUACCUGCUUAUUUCAAUCAGUUGGUUAGGGAAGCAAUAAAAGAUUCCCAUGCUCUCAUAGGAAAUAAUUCUGUAGCGCAGAAUGUAGAAACCAUUCUUCCAAUGAUAUCCCCAGACAUCUGUAUUGUAAACUUUUACAAAGCAAGUGGAAAACUUGGUCUGCAUCAGGAUCGAGAUGAAUCUCAAGAAAGUCUGGAAAAAGGUUUACCUGUGGUGUCCUUUUCCAUUGGUGAUACUGCCGAAUUUUUAUAUGGUGAUGAGGAGGAUGUGACCAAGGCACAGAGGGUAAAUUUGGAAUCUGGAGAUGUUUUAAUAUUUGGUGGAAAAUCUAGACAUAUCUUUCAUGGUGUUAGAGCUAUCAUCACACCAACUACCCCGAAGGCUCUGCAAGAAGAAACAAAUAUCCGUCCUGGCCGUCUGAAUCUUACUUUCAGGCAGUAUUGAUUGUUUUAUGCUUGCAGCUGUCUUAGGUGAUUAUAUAUGUAAGGAAGACAUCUGAUCUUGCUGUAAACGAUAACAUAAAAAAGUUUGAAGCAGUAUGUUCCUGAUUUGGCAAUUAA
Mangifera indica (mango) is the source of this 1925-nucleotide messenger RNA. RefSeq lists its product as uncharacterized. Gene Ontology annotation, biological process: oxidative RNA demethylation. Bases 268 to 1809 code for a protein of 513 amino acids. The record is from RefSeq and is a predicted model, not a curated record. Gene Ontology annotation, cellular component: nucleus; cytoplasm. Lineage: Eukaryota; Viridiplantae; Streptophyta; Magnoliopsida; Sapindales; Anacardiaceae. The transcript is spliced from 4 exons. Gene Ontology annotation, molecular function: ferrous iron binding; broad specificity oxidative DNA demethylase activity; oxidative RNA demethylase activity.